CUCUCUCUCUCUCUCUCUCUCGAUCGACAGUGGGAGGAAGAAAAAUGGAAAUGAAUGUUUUUCUUCUAUUCCUCUUGCCUCUCCUAGCUCCAAGAUUCACAUUUUCUUCACCAGUUCCAGACCCUGAGCUAGUAGUACAAGAAGUGAACGAGAGGAUCAAUAAUGCAUCUAGGAGGAGUUUGGGCUUUCUCUCUUGUGGAACCGGCAACCCUAUUGACGAUUGCUGGAGGUGCGACCCCAAUUGGGAGAAGAACCGGCAAAGCCUAGCCGAUUGCGCUAUUGGGUUUGGCAAGCAUGCCGUAGGUGGAAGAGAUGGUCAAAUAUACGUGGUCACAGACUCGGGCGAUGACGCCGUUAACCCGAAACCAGGAACUCUAAGAUAUGGUGUUAUCCAAGAUGAACCUCUAUGGAUCAUUUUUCAACGCGACAUGGUGAUCAAAUUGAAGGAAGAACUCAUGAUGAAUUCCUUCAAGACAAUCGACGGUCGAGGUGCAAGUGUCCACAUUGCUGGUGGACCAUGCAUUACGAUACAAUAUGUGACCAACAUCAUCAUUCAUGGUCUAAAUAUCCAUGACUGCAAGCAAGGAGGGAAUGCAAAUGUGAGAGACUCACCUAACCAUUAUGGCUGGAGAACUAUAUCGGACGGCGAUGGGGUGUCGAUUUUUGGAGGAAGCCAUGUUUGGGUGGAUCACUGCUCUUUAUCUAAUUGCAAUGAUGGCCUUAUUGAUGCCAUUCAUGGAUCAACAGCCAUAACCAUCUCAAACAAUUACAUGACACACCAUAAUAAGGUCAUGCUUCUUGGUCACAGUGAUACUUACACACAGGACAAGAACAUGCAAGUCACCAUAGCCUUCAACCAUUUUGGAGAAGGGCUUGUGCAAAGGAUGCCAAGGUGUAGACAUGGAUAUUUUCAUGUGGUGAAUAAUGACUAUACCCAUUGGGAAAUGUAUGCACUUGGUGGCAGUGCUGCUCCUACUAUCAACAGCCAAGGCAACAGAUUUUUGGCCCCCAAUGACAGAUUCAAUAAAGAGGUUACCAAACAUGAGGUUGCACCAGAAUCUGAAUGGAAGAAAUGGAACUGGAGAUCAGAAGGAGACCAAAUGUUGAAUGGUGCCUUCUUCACUGCUACAGGGGCAGGAGCUUCUUCGAGUUAUGCAAGGGCCUCGAGCUUGGGUGCGAGACCUUCUUCCCUCGUGGGCUCAAUCACCAUUGGAGCAGGAGCACUUGGCUGCAAGAAGGGUUCACGUUGCUGAUCAAUGGCUUUGCCAGGGAUGGGAUACCACAAUUAGAAGGAAAAUCAGUAACACCCUCCAAUUGGCUUCAUUAAUUAGAUCAUAGUUUGUAUUGUAAUUUCACCAUCAUUUUCAUUUUCGUUUUCUUUUUCAUGAUUUCAACCUUAGCCUGUUUCUAUAUAGAAAAACCAUAAGAGCAUUAUGUAAGAAAUCUUAAUGGAAUCAGAAGAAACAUGAGCUCAAGUGUUGGCCAAAUGUAUUCCUCUACCGAUGUAAUUAUCUAAGCUCAAGUCUUGAUUGGUAGAAUUCAAGCAGAGUGU
Ilex paraguariensis (yerba mate) is the source of this 1552-nucleotide messenger RNA. Lineage: Eukaryota; Viridiplantae; Streptophyta; Magnoliopsida; Aquifoliales; Aquifoliaceae. The record is from the annotation of a GenBank genome assembly.